This is a messenger RNA of Pocillopora meandrina, 4486 nucleotides long. The record is from the annotation of a GenBank genome assembly. Lineage: Eukaryota; Metazoa; Cnidaria; Anthozoa; Scleractinia; Pocilloporidae.
AUGGUUCCUCGGACUUUCAUAUCUAAGGCAAAGAACCCAAAUAUUGGGGAAUUUACAGAAAAACAUUUCUUUGACAUCUUAAGAGAAUUUGGUGAAAUUAAGAAGGAGCCCAUGUUUGUUAUUCAUUCCUAUAAAUUUAGUGAGUACAUUCCCAUGUGGAUGAGUACUCCCCAGCAGAUGACAAAAACUAAUAUGUCAAAUUGGGUAAUGGGUGAACAUGACUUUGUUAUAGUACAUCAUGUCCAUGGGGUUGUGUUUUUCCAAGUAAAAUCAACAAAAACUUCAGGUGGACAUCAUAAAGCUGACAGUCAGAUUCAAAAAGACAAAGUAUCCUUGGAAAGAUUUUGCCAAAAAAUGAUAGAAGCUGGGAUAAUAUCCAAUAAGCAAGUGGGCAAAAUAUUCGACAAAUUCCCAGCAUUUGUGGUAUUGCCAAAUACUCAGCGAGGUCAGUCACUUUGUGCACAGGACCAUGUACUUUAUCAAGAGGACUGUACCAAUGCAGAAGCAUUUUCUGAAUGGUGGUAUGGCAAAUUUCCAGCCAGUGGAGGACAUUCAAAAAUUGAUCCGACCAUGUAUGAGUACCUGGUUAUGAGGUGAGCAUAAUUUUUUAGGAGUGGUAACUAACCUGUUAAAUUACAUUUUCCCUAUAGAAGUGUACAUUUUCUUAUAGCUUAAUAACAUUAGCACUGAUUUCAGAAUGUUACCUUACUUUAUAGUUCUGACAAUUUAAUAGAAAGGGAGCUGAAUUUUUCAUACGAAACAUUUUACAACUAAAGACAACUUUAUCUGACAACACUUUAUGUCAACACAGAUUAUAGUUUUUUAAAGGGACCUGAUCUGCACAUAUUGAACUAAAACACUGUGUCAAGGAUUUUUUGGUUUCUUACUUUUUGGGAUAAAGUGGCUGCACCUUGCUCAAAAAUGCUAGUCUGAAGAUAAAAUUUGACAAGAUAGAGUUUGAUUGUUAAUUACAUGUGGCUCACUUUCAAUAAUACUGGACAAGAAAUGGGCUUUCCAACCUUUCUAUCCCAUUUGUCUUAGAGACAUUGCAAAAUAAUUGCUUCUUAUUUGAAUGGCUUUUCAAAAUGAAUAAGAAUGGUGUUCAGUAUAUUUUUUUUAAUAAGUUCUUUUGUUUCUGAGUUUUUGUUUUGUGCAAAUGUUAUUCAUUCCACAUUUGUUUUGUGCAAAUGUGGAAUGUCAUGACAUAAAUUGUGAAUUCAAGAGUAAUAAAGAAAUAACUUAAAAGAAUGCAAAUGAUGCAUUCUGUAAACUUUGCACUGAUCAUGAUAUUUGGAGAGCAGAGUAAUUGUUACUACCUAUACACAUUCUUUUUAGGCACUUAAAGUUGAAUUCAUUUUAUGUGUGGACUCUGAUUGAUAUUGAGGAUUGUAGGACAUCUAUAAUUAUCACCAUACAUUGAUACAAGAAUGAGCCACAAGUUACACAAAACAAAUUGUACAUUAACUAUCUAACUGUGCAUGUGAACAAGAAUAUAUGUGAUCGUGUAAUUUUGUACAUUUUUCAAUUAGAUUUGUUGGCAUGGUCCAUGUCAGUCCAUUCAUUGGCCAUUGUGUUGACCGCAUUGGAGAGAUUUUGAUCUUCAAAACAGAAGAACAAGUGAAGUUGCUGGUUGGUCAUUAUCCUCCCAAACUUUGGAUUAGGGGACCAGCUGGAAGUGGCAAGACCAUGCUAUUGCUGGAGAAGGCAAGAUCUUUGUUAAGCUCCAUUGUGGAGCAUAGAAAAGAUGAGAAAAUUCUUGUUGUAUGCUUCAACUCUGCGCUGUGCACGAGGUUACAGUCAAUACUUGAAACCCCAUGGAAAGAAAGUUCUCCUGAGAUAUUAAAAAACUGCCUACAUGUUACAACAUUUACUAGACUUAUUGCUAAUAUUAAUAGCCUUUCCAAAGCUCCUCUAAGCAGAGAGGAGAAAGAGAAGGCUGUUCACAAUGCAAUCUUUAAACUCAUAAGACCACCACGUCCAUCAGAAAGAGGGAUGGUCCCUUUUUUUAGGCGGGUAGAGAAGUCUGUUCAUUCAGCAAUUGAGGCCCUCCCAACCGGUAAUUCACCUUUCUAUGGAAUGUAUGACCACAUUUUGGUAGAUGAAGGUCAAGACUUGUUUGGAAGUGAGUGGCCACAUCUUCUUCAGCUGAUGCACAAGAGCUCUGUUAAGCUAGAAGAUUCGUUGAAGCCUCCAGGCUUUUUCUGGGUAAUGUAUGACUCAAACCAGUACCUGAUUUCCUCUAGAGAAUGGGUUGGAUCGUACCCUGAAUAUCUCCGUAACAGUGCAGAGCUCAAGGAAGUGUUACGCAAUACAGGAUAUAUUUUCAGGCAGUUGGAAAAGUACUUUAAAUCACUUAUGACAACUGAUACUGGCAUUACACUUGGUCAUCAAGUAGAUGGCUUACCAAUCGUUUGGGAUACUUCUCUGGAAAUCCGCGGUGUCAGGGAAGGACACAAAGAAGUUGCCAAGGCAGUCAUUGCUCAUUUGAUACAUCUACGAUUCGAACGUGUUCAAGAAAGGGACAUUUGUAUUCUUGUUGAAUCAGUAGAAGAUAGAAAGUGUCUCAAAGAUGCACUUCGUCGGCAAGGCAUUAUGACGCAAAUUGCAAAAGACUUUGUUGAGAAGAAUUACAACAUGAUUGUGGUGGAAAGUGUAAGGAGCUUCAAGGGCCUUGAAUCUAAAGUGGUCAUCUUGGUUGCUCUUCCAUAUGAAGAUGAUUCAAUGAGCACUAGAUGUACCAGAGAGUUGCUCUAUACUGCUGUAUCCAGGUGUUUUUGUUGUCUCAUUGUUAUAACUACACAGGAUGGUGGCAGGGCUUUAAAGUCAGAGCAAGGGAUGGAAAAUUAAAAAUUAAAAUUUCUAGCCUGGUCACCUUUAGACUCAAAGUUAACAUUUUCAUCACAGCAGAUGCAAACUUUCCCUACAGGUGCUACCUCAGUACUUCAGAGUCUGUUGAGAAAAGACUCAAGACUGAACCUGGGGUUUCUGAUGAAUUGCUCCAUCCCCCAUGGAUGACCAAGUUAACCAGUGUGCAAAGAUGCAAGCCAAGAACAGGGAGCCAUUCCAAUCCCCGAUGGACAUUGAUACAGAAUGACUCGUUAAUUGUAAUCAAUCUAAGCUGUAACAAAGGACCUAGGAGUGUACAUCAAUUGUUAUCUUAACUAUAAUGAGCAUAUUACUAAAAUUGCCUCUGACUGUAUGUUUAAACUAACAAGGGUCUAUAAGAUAGAGCACCUUUUGGAUGAAAGAAACCUGUUGUAUCUUACAAAUGCUUUUGUCUUUUGCAAAUUAUUUUACUUUUGGACAGUUUGGAGCAACACCAGCAAAGAGAAUAUUAGAAAACUUCAGUUAGUCCAGAACUAUGCCUGCAGGAUCGUAACUGGCUUAGAAAAGUAUGAUCAUAUUUCAGAAGCCCUGAAGUCUCUUAAUUGGCUUAAUUUGAAGGGAAAACUGCUCUUCAGCGACUUAGUUAUGGUUUACAAAUGCAUGAACAACUCCUGAGUAUCUUCAUGAGCGAUUUCAACACCAUUCUGAAAUUCACCAAAGAGACACCAGGCAAAAGAACAACCUCUCGUUGCCCAAAUGCAGGAUCUCAUGGGCUUUUGCCUACCGUGGGGUAAAAAUAUUUAACUCUUUACCAAAGGAGAUCAGAAACACAAAAAAGCCUUAACCUUUUUAGAAAUAACAUUUUUUAUAAAUAUAGUAAUUCAUAGAUCAUAAGAUGCUCUUUUAUUAUCAAAUUGUAAGCUGUUUUUAUAAUCUAUGUUUAAUCUGUAAAUAGUUUUUUUUUCCCUUGGUAAUUUGAUAUUUUAAUAUUCAUAUAUAGCAGAAGAGCCCUCAAGGGGGAGCUAUGCAAUAAAGUAUGUAUGUAGUUGUCACACUACCUUUCUGGUGAGGAGGUUAUUUAAGAUGAUCAACUGGUGCAAAUUUUCACUUUUAAGUUGAAAGUUAACCUGUACUUGUAAAAUACAUGCAUUAUUUCUGGCUGUAUGAUUGCCAUUGUGGAGUAAUAUCCAAUGUGUAAGACAAACUUGACAACCAAACUGGUCAAAGGGAAUGAGUUUUAUUAUGUUUUUGAGUUGAGUAACUCAAUACUCUAAGAUGUCAACUAGGUGGUGUCAGACUGUUAUUUAUAAAUGAGAUUUCCAUGGUAGGCAACAGUAUGUUUAACAUUCAAAUCAAUGACGGACUUAAAGAUAUUAAGGAAAGUCAUUUACCCUUUGGAACUGUGAGUAUUGUUGCUACAGGUGACCUCUUUCAACUUCAGCCAUUUAUUGAUGGAUAUAUAUUUAGAUGCUUGGACAAUUUAGAGUAUUCUAUUCUUGCACCCAACCUUUGGUAAGAACAAUUUAGAAUGUUUGAACUGCAUGAAAUUAUGAGGCAAAGAGAAAGUACAAUGUUUUCUCAAAUGCUAGAUAGAUUGAGAGAAGGUAAACUUAAUUGCUAAGAUAGUAUGAAGUUUAAAGAGAGAUUAAUAGAUUCCAAC